ACACACACUGGAUAAGCCUCCUUUCCAUGGACCUCUUUAUCUCUCUCUCUCACCGAGAAAAUCUCUGUAAAUGAACCUCGUUUUCCAGGAAUUUUACUAACUACAACUUUCCGCUUUUCUCUCUUUCUGUACAAUGGCCUCUGUAUCUUCUCUGUCUUUCUCAGUACCGAGUCAAUAUCCCGAUCGAAGAGCAAUCGUAUCGUCGACUCGUACUUUGCCAACGAAUUCUGAAGGGUUCCGGUUGCGUACAAGCUUGUCAUGUCACUGUGUGGGCAUUCGAGCCUCGGUUUCGUCUCGUCUGGCUAUUCAUUGCAUGUCCACGUCCAUAGAAUUGCCCACUGUAUCUGAGACGAAGUUGAAUUUCCUCAAGUCAUAUAAGCGGCCUAUUCCCGCUGUCUACAACAAUGUUAUCCAGGAGCUGAUUGUCCAGCAACAUUUGAUGAAGUACAAGAGAACAUACCGUUAUGACCCUGUGUUUGCCCUCGGUUUUGUUACCGUGUAUGAUCAACUCAUGGAUGGAUACCCUAGUGAUGAGGAUCGAGAUGCCAUCUUCCAAGCAUACAUAAAGGCACUGAAGGAGGACCCAGAACAAUAUAGAAUUGAUGCACAAAAAUUGGAAGAGUGGGCUCGGGCUCAAACUGCUAGUUCAUUAGUUGAGUUUGCAUCCAGAGAAGGAGAAGUUGAGGGGAUAUUAAAGGACAUUGCAGAAAGAGCUGGGGGUAAGGGGAGUUUCAGCUACAGCCGUUUCUUUGCUGUUGGGCUCUUUCGUCUUCUUGAGUUGGCAAAUGCAACUGAACCCAAAAUUUUAGAAAAGCUCUGUGCGUCCUUGAAUGUUAACAAAAGAAGUGUGGAUCGGGACCUUGAUGUAUAUCGCAAUCUGCUUUCCAAGUUGGUUCAGGCAAAAGAGCUGCUAAAGGAAUACAUGGAUAGGGAGAAGAAAAAAAGAGAGGAACGAGCAGGAGUGCCGCAGGCUAAUGAGGCUAUCACAAAAUGUUUGGGGGAGUACCAGCAUGCCGGCCUGUAGAAUUUUUUUCCGGUGGUUCCUCCGAUUGCUCAUCGCCCUCUGACCUCUGUGAAUCUUCAAACCCCUAAUUUGUUUUAAGUGGUUUUGAGAUAGAGUUGAAGUUUUUAUACUUAAAGGCACCCUUUUAGCAGUUGGUUAUUUUUCAUUUAUGGUGUCAUUCAGAAUGAUCUUCCAUUGACGAUGUCCACAUAUAUAUUUCCCUGAAAAAUAAAAGAAAAAUCUACAAUGUAUUUCAUAAUUCAUAACUGUAAUACUCAAAAUGCAUAGAAAUCGGUAUUCUCAAUGGUAAAUCCAGUUUUCUUAGAUA
Molecule: messenger RNA, 1331 nt
Organism: Carya illinoinensis
Lineage: Eukaryota; Viridiplantae; Streptophyta; Magnoliopsida; Fagales; Juglandaceae
Product: protein THYLAKOID FORMATION1, chloroplastic-like
Exons: 5
Coding region: 134-1024 (296 amino acids)
Biological process (GO): thylakoid membrane organization; photosynthesis; protein import into chloroplast stroma
Cellular component (GO): chloroplast thylakoid
Source: RefSeq, a predicted model, not a curated record